Phlebotomus papatasi is the source of this 1493-nucleotide messenger RNA. Its product is annotated as migration and invasion enhancer 1. The record is from RefSeq and is a predicted model, not a curated record. NCBI's taxonomy places the organism in Eukaryota, Metazoa, Arthropoda, Insecta, Diptera, Psychodidae. Bases 35 to 328 code for a protein of 97 amino acids. The transcript is spliced from 3 exons.
UUAAAUAAAAAAGACACAAUUUAUUUAGCAAUAAAUGGAAAAAGUACAAGUAGAUGUAGAAUAUUGUGGCCUCUGCAAUUACGAGUCACAAUGUUCUGAAUUGCGAGACGUUGUCCUAAAAUUGGUCCCUGACGCUGAGGUUCAGUGCCGGAAAGGAAGACAAGGGUCAUUCGAGGUGCAAAUAAAUGAGAAGUCCGUUCACUCCAAACUCUCAUCUAUGGCCUUUCCGAACUUCAGUGAUGUAGCCAAGAAUGCCAAAAAAGCAGCUGCUGGAGAGGAUUUGGGUCAUGUCCGGCAUCAACCCAUCACAGAUUGCGUCCUUCAGUAAUUUCUACUCAACAAUCUCAAUUCUAUCGAUGCAGCUGAGUACUGAAUUAGUAAAAUCAUUCAUCUGAGACAGAUAAAUGCCAAAUUUCAUUUUUCCCUCAAAUUCCCUGGCCAGCGUUCUCAGUGGCUCAGCAGUUUUCUCCCCUGAUCUUUGAUCUAUACAGAUCAUCUGACAUCUUGUGCAUUGACCAUCGACUUUGAAGAGAAUCUGACCAAUUCGCACAAUUUUCCAGGCUGCUUCUUCUAAGCUUUUGGAAGAUUUUAUCACAAUAUUCCCGCGAAAACGAUCAAUGACAUUUGACAGGAGACCCUCACGAUCCCCUUCUUCAUCCCAAUCUCUCACUUGGUCCAUCAACCAUGAGACUGACGUUGAAUUUAUUAGCAGGAAUUGCGCCUGAUUCGCCAGCGAAAUUUCCGGGCAAUCCUGCAAACUUCCAUUCUUCCGGAAGAAUCGCUUCUCAUCAUUAUUCUUCCGCAAAAGCCGAAGUCCCGGCAUAUUGAGGGCUUCUUCCAGCCACUGAGCAAUCUUUUCCCCACAAUCAAAUCCCUGAACCCGAUCUCCACAAACUUUACUCUGACACAGGCUUGAAUCUUCUAUCAUCCUCCCUCUCUCGACAUUCAACUUCAACUCCACGUCAAUGCUCUCCAUUUCAGGAAAAUUGAGAAUCAUCUUACCCCUUUCCUGGUCAAUACUUGGCCUAAUCAGGCAGAGCCUUGUAUUAUUUUUCUGGGUCAAUGCAACCCCCUUCUCCGUCACAAUCAUCCAUUCCCUGUCAAACAGGAAGCCACGCGGAGUCAAUGGCCAUCUAUCAAAAACUUUAAAUGCCGCACAGGAUUUUAUGGGAUAGAUGCAAAUCAUUUCUAAUUUUAUCUCAUCCAUUUUUGCUACUGGAAAUCUUUUGUACAUGCUCGAAAUACUUUCCAGUUGAACUGGUAACUUGGUCGGGCGACAGUAGCAGUUCUCAAUCAUGUUUAUGAGGGCAUCGACAUUUGCCUUUGUCGUCAUAUACCCCAUUGAGACUCUAAUGGAUCCGGUGGGGAUACCAUUGAUCAAGUCAUAUGCAUCACCACAGAUGUGACCAGCCUGGAAAUUGGAGCAAAUCAAAUAGCUCAUCAUUUUGUGGAAUUAAUAACAUUUAAAAUAAUUACAAUGCAAUUGCGUGAAA